AUGGAAUAUUCUCAGACCAAGUCUCUUGCAGCUUGUGCACAAGUUGAUUCAACUCAACAUGCAGUCUCUGACUUCAAACGACCAAUUGCAAAUUUUCGUCCUUGCAUCUGGGGACAUCUUUUCCUAAAAUAUGAUUCUGAAUCAAUGGAAAUCGAUGACAAUAUGAUGCAACAAGUACAAAUGCAAAAAGAGGAAGUGAAGAAACUUUUACUAUCUUCAAGGAAUGAUAUGGCACAAAUACUAAACCUCAUUGACUCAUUGCAACGUUUGGGAAUAUCUUAUCAAUUUGAACAUGAAAUUGAUGAAGCGUUAGAACAAAUUCACAACAAUUUUAGUGACAAUAAGGAAAUGACCUCAGAAGAAGGUGACCUUCACUUUCUUGCGUUAGUAUUUCGUUUGCUUAGGCAAAAAGGACAUCACAUGUCUUCAGAUAUAUUUGAAAAAUUCAAAAACCCUAAAGGAAACUUCAAUGAAAAGAUUUCCAAAGAUAUACAAGGAAUGUGGAGGUUGUACGAAGCCGCACAUUUAAUGAUUCAUGGUGAAGAUAUAUUAGAUGAAGCACUUGAUUUCACAUACUCUAAACUAAAUACCUUGGAAACCAAUCAAGUGAGUCCUUUUCUUGCUACACAAGUACGUCACUGCUUAAAGACACCUCUUUACAAGAGAGUUCCUAGGGUUGAGAUAAGAUGGUGGAAAAAAUCAGACUUUGUAACAAAAGUCCCUUAUGCAAGGGAUAGAGUGGUUGAGGCUUACUUUUGGCCAUUAGCCAUGUCCUAUGUGCCUAAAGAUAGCAUUGCCAGAAAGAUUGUGGCGAAAUUGAUAUCAGUUAUUUCUCUUGUAGAUGAUACUUAUGAUGCCUACGGCACAGUUGAAGAACUUGAACUAUUCACACAGGCAAUCCAGAGGUGGGAUAUCAGUCUCAUUCAAUCCCUUCCAGAGUGCAUGCAAGUUGUAUUUAAUACAAUUGUAGAAUUCUAUGAUGAAAUGGAGAGGACAAUUGUAGAGAUUGGAAAAUCAAGUUUGGUGUUGCCAUAUAUUAAACAAGAUUUUUAUAAAGUGGCACGAGCCUAUUUGGUUGAAGCAAAAUGGUGCAAAGCAGGAUAUAUUCCAACAUAUGAUGAAUACAAGGUUAAUGGAUUAGCAAGCACUUCAAUUCCAAAUUUAAUACUAACUUUUCUUGUGUUUGGAGAACUUUCAAACGAAGAGUUAGUUAAUUGGAUUUUAAACUACCCAACAAUCAUCGAUGCUGUGUCAAUUUUUGGUAGACUCACGGACGAUAUAUCCACAAAUAAGUUUGAGCACGAAAGGGUGCAUGUUGCCUCUGCAGUUGAUUGUUGCAUGAAGCAAUAUGACAUAUCACAAGAAGAGGCUUAUAAACUCAUUCUCAAGGAGAUUGAAGAUUUAUGGAGAGUUAUGAAUGAAGAGUGCCUAAAAUUACACCACAUUCCAAGGCCAGUGCUUGAAUGUAUUCUUAAUUUUGCGCGAGGAACUCACUUCAUAUACGAAGACUUUGAGGAUAAAUACACAAAUCCAGAUCUGCUCAAAGAUUACAUUGCUGCACUGCUUGUAGAUCCUAUAAGCAUCGAGCAAUGCGAGUAG
Medicago truncatula (barrel medic) is the source of this 1599-nucleotide messenger RNA. Its product is annotated as probable terpene synthase 2. The transcript is spliced from 7 exons. The coding region runs from base 1 to 1599 and encodes 532 amino acids. NCBI's taxonomy places the organism in Eukaryota, Viridiplantae, Streptophyta, Magnoliopsida, Fabales, Fabaceae. The record is from RefSeq and is a predicted model, not a curated record. Gene Ontology annotation, molecular function: terpene synthase activity; magnesium ion binding. Gene Ontology annotation, biological process: diterpenoid biosynthetic process.